AGCUUUUCCACAGAACUUAGCCAGGGACAAAGAGACGCUGAGUAGCUCCACUUGGGAACAACAAAGCCAUGAAGGCAACAGGAGUCACACAACUGUUCUCUACAGGAAACCCCCGUCUCCGGUGAGAAAUAAGAAACACAACAGCCACAGGAUGCGCCUUGGGUCAAGGGGACGUGAAACACCAGUAGCCCUUUGUGUUCAGAGUGGAUGAGUCUGUGCCUUUUAGAUCCCAUCUCUACAGCUGGGGGCCAAGAUAGGAGCUCCAGGAGUCUGAGCAGAGGCAGCAGCCACUGGUCUGGCCCUCAUUUCUUGCUGAGAGAACGCUGGGAGCCACCAUGGGGACAGCCUUGCUCCCACUGAUCCUGCUGCUACUCAACCAGAUGCUCUUCAGCACGAGGAGCUGGGCGGAGGCCAGCAAUGAGGAGGAGGAGGAGGCCGCGGCUGUGUGUGCUGGGACUGCCUGCUACACGGCCCACUGGGACAAGCUCAGUGCCUCCGAGGCCCAGCUCAGCUGCAGUACCAAUGGGGGAAACCUGGCCACCGUAAAGAAUGAAGAAGAGGCCCAGCACAUCCAAGAAGCCCUGGCCCAGCUGCCUGACAGGGAGGCCCCAGGCCGGACGGUCAAAUUCUGGAUUGGGCUUCAGAGGGAAAAGGGCAAGUGUAUGAACCCUGAUGAAGCGCUGAAGGGCUUCAGCUGGGUGGGAGGUGCUGAGAAUACAUCUUACUCCAACUGGCAGAAGGAGCCCAUGAGCACGUGCAUCUCCAAGCGCUGCGCUUCGCUCUCCGUGGAUCUUUCUGCAUCCUCUCUUGCCGCGGCCCACUCGGUCCCCAAGUGGACAGAAAGCCCGUGCGGCACAACAGAUUCGCCAGGCAGGAACAUUGAGGGCUACGUGUGCAAGUUCAGUUUCAAAGGUAUGUGCCACCCUGUGGCUCUCGGGGGUCCAGGUGAGGUGACCUACACAACACCCUUUGGGGCUACUAGCACCUCCUUGGCUGCUGUGCCUUUCGCCUCAGCAGCCAGUGUGAACUGUGGGUAUGGAGAUGAAAGAAAAAGUCACUACCUUGUGUGCAAGGAAAGAAACCCCAACCAGUUUGACUGGGGCACCUCCGGCCCUAUCUGUGCAUCCCCAAAUCAUGGCUGUGCCUUCAAUAAUGGCGGCUGCCAGCAGGAGUGCUUAGAGGGAGGGGACGGUUCAUUCCUCUGUGGCUGCCGUCCGGGAUAUCGCCUCCUCGAUGACUUGGUGUCCUGUGUCCCCCGAGACCCUUGCCAUCCUAACCCAUGCAGGGGAAAGGCAAAGUGCAGCCCUGGAGGGCACGGAAAACACUAUGAGUGCCUGUGUCCUGCAGGUUUCAAGCCCACUCCAAAUAGACUAGAUUGCGAUGAUGUGGACGAGUGUGAUAGGAUACCGUGUGCCCAGGAUUGUGUCAACACUCCUGGGAGCUUCCAUUGCACCUGCCGCCCAGGUUAUGAGCCCCAAGGCCACAAUGGAAUGGAAUGCUGGGACGUGGAUGAAUGUGCCGAGGGCCGCUCACCCUGUGCCCAGCUUUGUAACAACACGGAAGGCUCCUUUCAAUGUACCUGCCACAAGGGCUAUGUGGCUACUGGGGAGGAUGGGACCCAGUGCCAGGACGUGAAUGAGUGUGAUGAUGAGGGCAACCCAUGUGAAAGCCUCUGCUUCAAUAUACAAGGUUCCUUCCGCUGUGGCUGCCUGCCAGGAUGGAAUUUAGCGCCAAAUGGUGUCUCCUGCAUUGCCAACCACACCAUGUCAGUUCUUCCAAGUGAUGAUCAAGAGAAGGAUGAGAAGGAAAGAAAGAUAAUCAGUGACGUAGAGAAAAAGAAAGGGGAAAAGGAGAAAGAAAAAGAGAACAGUGACUCUUCUUCCCCAGUUUUGGACACAAUCAAGAGACUUGAGGUCACCCCAGGAGUUAGCAUUCCCUACAAUGAAGCAUCUACAGUGGGGAGACUUUCCCAACAGAGUAAUCCUCCUAUCACUCAAAGCCUUCCCAGGCCUCCUACAUUCAGUAGGAAACCAAAACUUCAGCUGAUCUCCAGCACUGUCUACCCCACAGAGAUCACCACUGAUGGAGGAUUGCACAAAGGCAAAUCCUUGGCAAAUGGGAGCGAUGGUGACACUGAUGGACAGAAAUUCCUCCUAUUUUAUAUCUUGGGAGCAGUAGCAGCUGUCUUGCUUCUUCUGGCUAUGGCCCUGGGGUUAGUGUUCUAUCGCAAGAAGAAAACAAAAAAGGCAAUGAAGAAGAAGUCCCCUAAGAAUGCAGCUGACAGCUAUUCCUGGGUCCCUGAGCAGGUUGAGAACAGGGCAAUAGAAAAUGAGUACAGGUAAAGCCUGGCAACCUAAAGGGAGGAGAAAGCAAGGGUUUCAGCCAGGGGGGAGGUGGGAGGGAAAUGUUCUUGUUAGGAAGCUGUGAACCCCAGCAGAGAUCAAACUGAAGGCAGGAGACCAGCCAACACCAUCAAUGAACAAACUGUCAAAACAGUGCUUUAAAUUAAAUUGCUAGAGACAUAUGGGCAUUAUGGGUAUUUUGAUAUGUGUGUAUACUUGUAAAGAAUAUAUGAAUGUACAUACAUAGCUCUUUGAAUAUGUCCACACAAAUCAGAAUGGACUCCAAUACCUAUACUUUACUUGUGUAAGUGGUUAUAGGCAUUGAGAACAUUUGUCAAGACGAUCUAUGUUUUGGUCUAUUGUCAUCAUUAACUUUAAUGGCAUUUAAAAUACUAUGUAAGUAUAUGCAAUUAUAUAUACAUGUCAGAGUUGAAGCAAACAAUGCUAAACUUGUGCUCUGGGGGGCAUUCUUUUUUGUGUGGAUUUUCCUUUUUAAAGCAGAUGAUUUGGACUUACAUCUGUUUCUUAUGAAUGAACAGCAUACAUGGUACCUUUAAAACCUUGAGUUGGGGUUUGUGGGGAACUGGAUUUUGGCACUAUAAUUACAGAAAUGUUUCAUGAAUAUUGUUAAUGGGAAUCCACUGUCUGUUUUUGUUUUAAUUGAUUUUUUUUCAACCAGCAUUUUGUGAAGCUGCUCCUGAUAGGGAAAAAAAAAAUGGUUGGGGAAGAGAUCAGGCUAGGAGAAACUGUGUGUUAAGAAAAUUACUUUUUGAAUUCCUUCAUUUCUUUUCACUAACCUAUUAGAGGGAAAAUAGUUGGAUCAAAAUCACAAAUUAUUUUUAUAAUGACAGAAAUAGUCCCUCAGGGCAGAUAGGUUGGUAUUGAAGAGGGCACUUAAAUGGCCCAAUGUGUGUUACCAAAUAAAUGUCUAUAUCAUCUUGAACUUUAUGUCCAUAGGUUAAAGACUGAAAAAAGUCACUGAGGUGAGCACACAUAAAGUGAAUCUCUUAAUAGCUAUGUCUUUAGAAGUCAGGAUUUCAUCUUCCCAAGUUGUUGGUUUUAAAACUAUUCAGAAGCCUAUGAUUUGGAGAAGAAUUGUAAAAAUCAUUUUUGGUGAAUGAAAGGUGUUAUUAUUACUAGUUUUUAAUGUUUAAACCAAAGAUUUAAAGAAAGAAAAAUUUUAAAAAUACAAUUAAGUAAUGUCCUCGGGAACUUUCCAGAUUUGACUAGCCAGCUAUUAUAAAGUAUUUAUACUCUGUAUCUCCAGAAGGCAUUGAGGUUAUGUGGCAGUAGAACAAGUUCAUUAUUCUUUAGGCUUGAACUUUAUAGCAGUGUUCAGUUAGUUUUUACAAAUUCAGCCCAAGGGCCCAGAUAUUGGUGGAUGUGGCUUGACAAUAGAGAUAAAGUUUCAAGAGCCGUUCAUGAGCAUUCUGUAAAAAUGAUUAAAGGAACCCCUCCUUUUUGCCUGGGCCUUGGCUAUAGGUGAAGAUUAUUCCUUUCAUAUCUUAAAUUUUUUCCUCUUGAGCCUGAAGCUGAUUUGGCAACAGAGGUCCAACUAAAUUCACCUAGUGUGUGCAUAUUUCUGUGUGUAUGGGUUGGGGGUAUAGUGAAUGUCAAUUUCAUAGCUGAGAUAAGGACUUAUUUUGGGGAAUGAGACAGGUUCCUAAGGGGGCUUUCUUAAAGGUAGAUGAAAGAACUAUUGAUUCCAGGUAAUUGAGAGUAACAUGAACAUUUUUUCUUUCUGAAAUGUAUAAGAACAAGAAUAGAAACUUGCCUGUUCUAUCUGCCAGUUAUGAUGACUUUGCUGAACUCUUUAUGUGGUAAAAUUUCAUGGGGCAAAAAGUAUCAUUGGGAACAUUUGUCAAAACAAAAUAUAUUUUAAAAGUAAGAGAAUGAAGGUAUAGUAUGGUACAGUGGAAAGAACACUGACAUUUAGGAUUCAGGGAAUAUGAGUUUGAAUCCCAACUAAGCUCUUCUAGCUGCAUCUGUAAAAUGAAAGGGUUGGACCAGAUGACCUCUGGAAUUCAUUUCAAUUCUAAAUCUAUGACUCUGUGACCUUCUUUGUUAGAGGUCCUCAGAAUACAAACUGGCCAAUAGCCUUGAUCUAAAUGAAAUAGCUAUAAUUCAUCUUCACUCUUUCCUAGCAUAUCUCCCACAUCUGGGCAGUGAGAUACAUAAUAACUUUGCAUCAUAAACAUCUGCAGUUGAUAGGAAGUUACAACACAUUUGGAAAAAAUGGCAAGAUUUUAGUUUACCACUAAUGAAAAACAUACUAAUUAAAAAUAGAUCAAAGAUAGGAAAAAAACUCUAUAAAAAGAUACAAAGAAAAAAAAACCCAACACCCUAAAGUUUGCCUUGCUUUCUUAGCAGGUAGCUAUUUCUAUACCAAUUUUCUGUCACUACUUUAUGGCCAACAGAAUACACCUUUAGUCUUUUGUGUUAUAAUCCUUUCAUCUAACCUUGCUCAAUUGAUUCCAUUUGGUAGUAAAGUGAUAGUGUUUGUAGGCAGUAUUGGAAAUGUUUUGAAAUUUGUCAUAAAAUAGAGAAUAUUAAUUGUCAAUUAUAUUUUCUGUCAAACUGUAGCCAAGAAGUAUUGAAGAAGAAUGAAGUGUGUAAUCAGCUCUAACUAAUUUAAUAACAUUGUAGGGGUUCCUAAAGAAACCUUUGCCACAUUUCACUCUUUUCAUUAAGCCUUUAAUUUUUUCAAUUAGAAUGACAGAUGCAGUACUCUGAUGCAUUAAAAGAACUUUUUAUGAAAACCAGUACCUGAAAAGAAUGCUUACGUAGGAAAGGUAUUUUAAAGCAUGUUUAAUUUAUAAGUAUGACAUUUUAAAAUGUACCAGUUGAAAAGGCUUUUCUCCAUAUGUCACCAAAAUGUAUAGAGACUUUUGCUUCUUAAUAAUUGCCUGCAUUUUUCUGUGCUGCAUGAAUAUUUUUUGAUAAUCCUAAUUAUAAGAGGAGUCAACUAAGCAGCAAAUAAUAAUAUAAUAAAUUGCUUGGUGCACCUUGGAGAAAGAACUGAGAAACUGACUUUCUUAAAUAUUUCAAAUUCUGAUUCUAGGGAUAAGAUGUUUUAGCAUCUCUUUCCAUUUGCUUGAGUCCUUGGAAGAAUCUCAGUAAUCCUUGGACAGCCCAUAACAAAUUAAGUAAAAGAAUUUGAGAACAAAAUCACAUGUAGUAUAGUAUAAUGUUGACAUAAAUUUCUAUUUUUAUUUUUCCAGAAGGAAAACCUUGGGAGAGAUUAAAAAAGGCAGAUUAAAUCGAUGUAGUGCUCCCAUAGGUGACUUAAGAUGGUUUGGUUUGUGAAGCCACUGAGAUUUCUAUUCAUUUUCAAAGAAGGUAGUUCCAGCCUCUCUAGGUAAUUGCCACUGUAUUUUACAGCUGAACUUGACACUGGUUAUGCCUAUGUGGCACAAUCAAAUUGACUAAGGGUAUGAAAGGUUCAGAUUUUUUUAUUCAUAUGAAUACAAAAUUAAUAACUUGAUCAUUCAAUUAUUCAGAGCACUGAAAUAGCCGGGCCAAUUGCACUAGUGUCCAAGUUCUGUGUUAGUGUUAGAAUAUUUAUCCAAUUCAAUACUUACACCUGUGGGUCACCUCAAGUUCUUAAUGUUAUCAGUUGGAAUGAAUGAGAUUUCUAUGCAAUGAAGCAAGAUUUUCACUGAGAGUCCUAACACACAGUGUCUUUGAUUAGGUUCCUAGAAGGUUUUGAAUUGCUGUCAUGAGUUAUGUGCUCAAUAGUUACUGUACAAUACAGUAUAUUCAUUUUAUAAAAUGUUAUAUAAUAUAGGAUCAUCCUCUUUUCUGAUCAUUAGGUUAGAAGAUAAAUUAGCACAAAUAUAUAGAAAGAAGCUUUCAAAAGGUUUCUGUGAGGAUGGACAGAUCCAUCUCUAUUCUUUGGCUAAAGAGAGACCAUUAAAGGUUCUGAUGAGGUUAAAAGGGGAACCACUAAGCAGGUUGAUAGAAUUCUUCAAGUUCCAUACCUGUCUAAAUCCAUUAUGCUUCAUUGUGAGUAUUUAAAAAUUCCAAUCUCAAUGUGAAUGUCCAUCACCAUGAAAUAAGUACUAGUCUAAUAGUCCAAACCUGGAAGAAAUCAAGCAAUAAGACUGAUAAAAAUUAUGUGAUGAAGCUAAAAUAUAUUUAAUUUCUUCUCUUAUUUCUUUCCUUACACCAUUUUCUUUGUUUCAUGAGAAUUUGUAUUUGUGUGUGGAAGCAGUGGAGUGGGGGAGGGAGAUACUCAGAGACAUUAAAUGUCCCUGUGUAAACAUAAGAGUUCAGUGUAAUCAUCAAUCCACAUUACUUUAUGAUAUCACUUCAAUAAGCAUUUGUUAGGUGCCUACCUUGUGCAGGGCAUUGACUAUAAUCCAAUUAGGAAAAAAUACAGAUAGGCCAUAGUGAACAAAGCUUUCCAAUUCUGUCAAAAUCCAAAGUUAUUUCUACUCUAUGAGCUCACAUAUGAUAAUCUUAUUAAGUCAUACAGGCUAUAUUAAAGAUAGACACUUGUGACUUCUAAGCCUGAUGAUCUCAGGAAUAGGAAGAAGGAGAUCAAAGUUAGGGAACUAUCACUAGGUUAGACACCAAUGACAAGGUAUAUCUUGCUCACCAUGAAAAUUUGGGAUGGAAAACUGUCUAUGUCUAUGGCUGAAUCCAGUACUGUUCCAUGGCAAUAAAGUAGAUAAUUUAAAACUGGAGGUUUUUUUGCAUACAGGAUUUAUGCCAUUAAUGUUUCCUUUAGUUCAAUGUGAAAAUUUGUAACUCCUUCCUUUGUCACUUCUCAUGCCUCUGCUUCUCCUUGGGUAGUAGGAAGAGUGCAGAAGAUGAAAAAGUAAAGAAAAAAAAUACAUUUCAUGGCCUUGGAAGUGGAGAACCGAGAGAAGGAUAUGAGGCGUCAAUUAUGUUAGAGUCUAGCAAAAUGCUUUUUGGUUUCUUUUUUAAUUAUACUUUAUAACCCCAGUAUGCCCUAAUUCAACCAAAUGAUUUAAAGGUAAAAUGGAGCCAUAUCUGAUUCCUGCUCAGUCAUCAAGUCAUCUCAAUCUCAACUCCACAAUAUUGCAUGUUAUAACUUUUUUUAUUUAAUUCUAAGUACAUUAAGUGUAUGACAAAUAAUUAUGACUUCAGGCAGAGAAACGAACCAAAUAGACUCUCAGGAUGAAUUCCAGCUCCAAGAUUCUGUGAUUUCACCAGUUAUUCAGUUAUAUAAAAAAGAAGGGGGCAGAUUAUAAGCAAUAAUUUUAAUAUCGAUUUCUGGUGAAUUAAGCCAAAAAUGUUUACUUUGGAAAAAAUGAAGCAUCUGUAUAAGUAGAGGUUAUGCCCAUUCAUUAUGAAUACAUUGUAAGCCCUUGGGGAACAGAAAUUUUCUUCUCACAGUGUCAUAUAUAUAUAUAUAUAUAUGCAUAUAUAUAUUUGUGUGUGUUGUAUGUAUAUAUACACAUAUAUAUUUAUUGGUAUCUUAACAAAUGUUGGCUGAAUUGGUUAGGCUAGCACACAUCAUUUUCCCCUUAAUGCAAAUAUAUAUUUGGAUGUUCUAAUAAGAACCCUCUUUAUACUACUAAUAUGGUCUUAUUUGUAAGACACCUCAAUGCUUUAUUAUAUGAGAGCUUUUGAAAAGAAAUAUGGAUGUUCUUAUUAGGUACUUACGGUCUUAGCAUUUACAUGGACAUGGAUUUUAUAAUAAUAACUCAGAGACUGAAAAUGGAUAAAAACAUCAGUGCAAUUCAAAGAAAUAUAAUGGCCCUUUUAGUACAUGUAGGAAAACCCUUUCCUAUUGUUUUUUUUUUCCUUCUUUGGUUUUCCAUUGUAUAAUGAAGAAAACAGGAAAGCACUGCUGUCUAGAGGCUGUAAAUGUUUUAUAAUAGGCUGUACCUACUUCCUUCACUCUUCACUGUGAAAGAAAUGGUGCCUUCAACCAAGUAAUCCAACAGGGGUGGGGGGGAGAGAGAGAAGCACAGUGAGCACUCUUCCUUCUGGCACCAAGCCCAAAUUCUUGAAACAUGGAAAUUUUUUGGAGUUUAUUUCAAUCAGAAUUUGUCAAUUUAGAAAUAACAAAAGCACUCAAUUUCCACUUGAGAAUAAGGUUGUCAUUUUCACAUCAUAUUCCUGAUUUUUGUCAUCUCUCAAAAGGAUUUUUUUUGGUAACAAAUUAUAUAUAUAGGGCAUAACAUUCCGUUCUAGUUUCCCUAAUCUAAACUGCCAGGCAGGAAGGAUUUCCUUUACUUACUUCAGCAGAUUUUACCCCUUGAUUACUCUUUUCUAAAGAUUUUUCAUGCCAUUUUGAUUUAUUCUUAAAAGAAAGACACCAAACACCUCUACUCAUUUCUAUCUGGAAUCAUUAAUAAUGACAGUAACUAAGCCAAAAAAUCUUGGUGAAAAGAGAUGUUUUUUAAAAUCAAUAUUUGGGAUGUGUUUAUCCUACUAUCCAAGGGUCAUGUGCAGGAUUUAUUCUCCAUGUUAAAGGAAAAUCUAUGUAUAAAUACUUCACCAGUUGUGGUUUUAAAAAAUACUUGAAUCAUGUACAUUUAACCAGAGGUAACACCAAUUCAGUGAAGUCAUGUAUCAGCUUUGCUAACUUAAUAAUUAUCAGCUUUUAUUUUCUUGUAUAGCAAAUGUAAAGUUGGCCACACUUUCUGUUUUCAACAUGUACUAAUAAAAUUGGAAAUGAA
Monodelphis domestica (gray short-tailed opossum) is the source of this 8998-nucleotide messenger RNA. It is a transcript of the gene CD93, whose product is annotated as CD93 molecule. Lineage: Eukaryota; Metazoa; Chordata; Mammalia; Didelphimorphia; Didelphidae. Gene Ontology annotation, molecular function: calcium ion binding. The record is from RefSeq and is a predicted model, not a curated record.